AUGCAUAUAACAAACAGCCUUGUGUUCUUUUCAGGGACACCCACUGAAGAAACGUGGUCUGGUAUCCUAUCUAAUGAAGAAUUUAAAUCCUACAAUUAUCCCAAAUAUUUUCCAGAUCCUAUCCAGAAGCAUGCACCCAGACUGGAUUCAGAUGGGGCAAAUCUUGUCUCUAAGCUCUUACAGUUGGAGGGAAGGAGGAGGAUCUCUGCGGAUGAAGCCAUGAAGCAUUCAUACUUCCAGGAACUGGGCGAACGUAUUCACAAGCUGCCAGACACUACUUCCAUCUUUGCACUGAAAGAGAUCAGUCUGGAGCCAGAGAACAAGCACAGGGCAGUUCCAGACCCAGUUAAUAUACAGUCUCGUCGACUCAGCCUUGUUCUCGGGUGAAUGCUUGGAGUUCCAUCUUCAACCAGAAGAGCGUUGACCCUACAGCUAAAACAGACUUAGGCCAGGCAGAGCCAAAGGACUGCUCUUUGUGCCCGCAGUUGGUGGACAAGUUAAAAAAAACGUGGAUAUUAGGUUGUGCCAGCAUGUGGCACCUGCAGUACCCAUAUAAUCUUUCCCGUUGCUGUGCGGACACUCUGUGUCGAUCUGCUGCUGUUCCUCCGGGGAUUUUUUUGUUGCCACACUCCCUGCCGUGUGUCAUUCCGUACUCUCUUCCCUCCUGCAUUGUUUCUCGGCCUCAGUGGUCUACGCCGUUAUUCCUCCAUUUGUUCUUCGGAAUUCUAGGAUGUGCUUAGUUCCUCAACCUCCC
This is a messenger RNA of Nanorana parkeri, 754 nucleotides long. Its product is annotated as cyclin-dependent kinase 16-like. The record is from RefSeq and is a predicted model, not a curated record. The transcript is spliced from 5 exons. NCBI's taxonomy places the organism in Eukaryota, Metazoa, Chordata, Amphibia, Anura, Dicroglossidae. The coding region runs from base 1 to 387 and encodes 128 amino acids.